This is a messenger RNA of Acipenser ruthenus (sterlet), 2026 nucleotides long. RefSeq names its product zinc finger protein 330 (gene noazfp). Gene Ontology annotation, cellular component: nucleus. Gene Ontology annotation, molecular function: zinc ion binding. Bases 203 to 1174 code for a protein of 323 amino acids. The transcript has 10 exons. Lineage: Eukaryota; Metazoa; Chordata; Actinopteri; Acipenseriformes; Acipenseridae. The record is from RefSeq and is a predicted model, not a curated record.
AGCAUAAAUUGACGUGACAGCGGUACUUUAGAAAUGUUAGCAUUAGGUUAGUUCGGAACUAAAUAAUCCGUGCUAUGAGUUAGUGAGGCGGGGAGGCUGAUCAAUUGGAUGGACACAGAUAGCAAUUUCCUGUUUCCAACACUGAAGAGGAAGGGAAGCUGAAGCAGUUUUGAUCGCUGCAUUCGUCAGACCAGAUUUAAAAAUGCCGAAGAAGAAGACUGGUGCUCGUAAAAAGGCAGAAAACCGCAAAGAGCGAGAGAAACAAAUGCGAGCAAACCGGGACCAAGUUGACUUAGCAAAACAUCCUUCCAAUGCUUCAAUGGAAUGUGACAAGUGCCAAAGACGGCAGAAAAACAGAGCCUUUUGCUACUUCUGUAGCUCGGUACAGAAGUUACCAAUCUGUGCCCAGUGUGGAAAAACUAAAUGCAUGAUGAAAUCUUCCGAUUGUGUGAUAAGACACCCCGGGAUACACAGCACUGGUCUAGCAAUGGUGGGGGCAGUCUGUGACUUCUGUGAGGCAUGGGUGUGCCAUGGAAAGAAAUGUCUUGGCACACACGCCUGCAUCUGCCCCCUUGUAGAUGCAGAUUGUAUUGAAUGUGAAAGAGGAGUCUGGGAGCAUGGAGGAAGAAUAUUCCGCUGCUCUUUCUGCGACAACUUCCUGUGCGAAGAUGAUCAGUUCGAGCAUCAAGCCAGCUGCCAGGUUCUGGAAGCAGAAACAUUUAAGUGCAUUUCCUGUAACCGCCUUGGGCAACAUUCUUGUCUGCGCUGUAAGGCUUGCUAUUGUGGUGAUCAUAUCCGCAGCAAAGUGUUUAAACAAGAGAAGGGAAAAGAACCACCCUGCCCCAAGUGUGGGCACGAAACACAGGAAACCAAGGAUCUCAGCAUGUCCACUCGCUCUCUGAAGUUCGGACGACAGAGUGGGGCGGAUGACGGAGAUGGUGCCUCAGGUUAUGAUGCCUACUGGAAGAACCUGGCAUCAGGAGGCGGGGCUGGAGGGGAUGAGGAUUACGAUGACGAGGAGUAUGGAGACGACGAAGACGAUGAUGAUGAUGAUGAAGAUGAGGAAGAAGAUGAUAAGGAGUCUGACACUGAGGCCUCUGAACCUUUCUCUGAUCUUAAUCUGGGGAGAACCUAUGCCAGUGGAUACGCCCACUACGAGGAAUCCCAAAACUAAACAGGGCAUGUAUCGUUUAUAUAGUUGCUGUAUACUUGAGUACUUGGACGUACCAAAAUAAUACAAAUUUGAAAUUGCUAGCAAAAAGUUGUUUGAUUUUGUUUGUACAACUUGUUAAAAUGAAUUGUAUUACUUGUGCUUUUAUUGUCAUAUUUAAACAAAAGACAAAUAAAUUAUGUAAUGUAGUUUUACUUGUCAGGAGAGCACUUUUUUUUAUUUUUUUUAUCGUCCUUUCUGAUCGUAUAUUACAGAUGCUCUUUUUAAAGUGCAGGUUUAAAAACUUGUUAUGGGUGUGAUCAGCUUUCUCAAGGCCCAGGUCAUUCGCAAUGGCUGUAAGACGGAUAUUAAAUUGAGUGGAAUACAAGCUUUGCUAGCUUCAUUCUAGAACAGAUUACUCAAUGCUUGGAGGUAUAUAUAGGCACACAAUGUAAUUCUAGAAGUGCCUUUGUUAUUAAACGCAAUGCAAAUGCCUUGUGAAACAUUACACCUAAACUACCUCAUGUGCAUUUUCAAGUCAUGGAUCAUGUAGUUCUCGCAGGAACUGGAGCUGAACACACCGGGCCCAAUUUUGAUGAACGUUAAAGAAAACGUGCACACUCAAGCAUCUUUGUUGCGUCCUGCCACAUAUCUCCAUGUUGUGAUUUUGAACAGAACAAGGGCAGAAUGUGGAAUACUUAUUACUGUGUGCAUGUGUUUUUUUGUGACCUUUUAUUUUUAUUUUUAAUGAACAUUCUCCAUUAUAGUGAACAUCCCACCACGGGAACUUAUUGGGUACAGUGCAGUAACAAUGUGGAACGUAUGUUGCUGUAUGAAACAAAAACAUUAUUUUAGAAAUAAAUACACUUAAUUGUG